UUCAUGUUCUUAUAAGUCACGUCAUUCGGUAUGACAGUAGCUGAGACGAUGAGGGAUCGGGCUCUGGCUGUCGAAUACUAGACGAGAAGGAGUUGACGCGUCACGACUACGAAGAAUCUUCCAUGAUGGCUUCAUCAUACCCCACACUAUGUUUUCAUGGUUUCUGUUCCUUCGAACAUUUCUCAGCCGAGGCUUUUCGCGCUGUUACCCAAUAUCCUGCCCUCGGCGAGGCGCUUAAGCUUCUGCAGUGAAUACCCCCCUUUUCCCAAGCGUUCUUUUCUCUUUGCCUCGAUCGCUCUCGUCUGCGUUGAUCGUCCAUCACCUGUUAUCGGAUGGCUGGAAUGCAGCGCGACUUGUACGCGUCGAUGGCUAUCACUUCUAUUCUUCUCUUUCUCGGUUGAUCGGCAAGCGUUCGCCGGUUGCGUCAAAACGCUGGCUGGUGCCCGAGUUUUCGCUUUGCAUUCCCUUCCCUUGUACGUUCAUGUGUCGUCGCGACCAGUGCGUGCAUCGGGACAGCAUGCUCGAUACCGCGACUUUGUUCGACUGUGGCCUGCCCGCAGCUUUAUGCAUGGCGGCCCUGUCUCAUACCUUGUUUUCCCUUGUCUUUUCUACCUGAACAUGGUUCGCCCCGUAAGAGUGUUAAAGCUUAACUUGUAAGGGGAGCCCCACCGGGGAGUAUGUCUGGAAAUGGGCUGGGUGUGUAGGUAGAUCAAUUAAACCAAAAUAAAAAAACCAAAAAACCUCAACCUUGGUUGCG
Messenger RNA from Eremomyces bilateralis CBS 781.70, 757 nucleotides. RefSeq lists its product as uncharacterized. Bases 157 to 657 code for a protein of 166 amino acids. The record is from RefSeq and is a predicted model, not a curated record. NCBI's taxonomy places the organism in Eukaryota, Fungi, Ascomycota, Dothideomycetes, Eremomycetales, Eremomycetaceae. The transcript has a single exon.